Molecule: messenger RNA, 1701 nt
Organism: Olea europaea var. sylvestris
Lineage: Eukaryota; Viridiplantae; Streptophyta; Magnoliopsida; Lamiales; Oleaceae
Product: U-box domain-containing protein 8-like
Exons: 1
Coding region: 133-1236 (367 amino acids)
Biological process (GO): protein ubiquitination
Cellular component (GO): nucleus; cytoplasm
Molecular function (GO): ubiquitin-protein transferase activity
Source: RefSeq, a predicted model, not a curated record
UCACAGGUGCAAGUAAAACGCUCCCCCAGCCCUUACCUGAACCUCGUAAACCCUUUGAACUCUCUCACCACCACCAACAUAUAGAUACACUAAAUCUGUAUCUACACACAAUUGUAGAUAGAGAAACCUAGAAUGGCCAACCAGUUACCGGAUGACUUCAAAUGUCCGAUUUCGCUAGAGAUAAUGUCCGACCCGGUUAUACUCUCGUCGGGUCACACCUUUGAUCGGGUCUCAAUUCAACGGUGGUUGGACUCCGGCCACCGCACCUGUCCGGUUAGUAAACUGCCGUUGCCGGAACCGCCUACGCUAAUUCCUAACCAUGCCUUAAGGAGCCUCAUUUCCAAUUAUACCCUUGUUUCGUUGCCUAAACCCCAGCCUUGCUCUUCCGAACCGAAAAAUCUUAUACAAACCCUUGUUUCUUCUCUGUCUCCUUUGGACGCCAAGCUGAAUUCGCUUGACCAGCUGAGCCGGAUGUCUAAGCGAGACUCUGGGAUUCGCCGGAGGCUGACUGAGUCGGGGGCUGUGUCGGCUGUGUUGGUCUGUGUCAACUCGAGCGAGUCAGGGCUCCAGGAGAAGGCCUUGCACCUGCUGCUGAACCUCAGCUUAGAUGAUGACAACAAGGUGGGAUUGGUGGCGGAGGGCGUCAUCGGAAAGGUGGUAUCCGCCUUACGAUGCGGGGAUGGAGACUCGCGGGCGGUGGCGGCCACGGUUCUGACGAGCCUGGCGGUGGUGGAGGUCAAUAAGGUCACUAUUGGGUCUGAUCCGGAUGCCAUUCCUGGCUUGCUAGCUCUCCUUUGCACAGGAAAUUCAAGAGAAAGGAAAGAAGCGGCCACGGCUUUAUUCACUCUCUGCUCAUUCCCUGACAACCGGGUUCGGGCUGUACAGAACAACGCCGUUCCGAUAUUAAUCCAGAAUGCUAAUUCAGGCCUGGAGCGUGCGGUAGAAGUUUUGGGUCUAUUGGCAAAAUGCAGAUUGGCCCGAGAAGAAAUUAUGAGAUUUGACAGGUUUUUGGAUAUCUUGAUUGAGGUUUUGAGAAAUGGGAGUACAAGGGGUGUGCAAUAUGCCCUAUUGACUUUGAGUUCUUUGUGUAGUUAUAGUGAAAAGAUGUGUUUGGAGGCUCUAAAAUUAGGGGCGUUUGAGAUAUGUGUUGGUUUACUGAAGGAUGAUAAUGAGAAGGUGAGAAGGAAUGCAAAAACUUUCAUUCAGGUUUUGCAAGGAAGAAAAAAAAUUGCGUGAUCUUAUCGAUGUUUCGAUGUUUUAUGGUGCGUUUAACUAAAGUGAGAGAUGUCUGCAAUGUGUCCAGAUAGUCCAAUGUCUCAAUAAUUAGCUCUUGGUCCUUCGGUCGAAAAGGAAAGUCGACGAAGGCCUGUAACUAUUCCCUAGUGAUGAUUGUAUCUCACCAUAAAUUUCCAAUUUGUCGCGAGAAAUAUCUUUUGGAGGUGACUUGGGUUUUUGUUCUUUGGUGUCAGUUGAUAAUGCUUCUGUACAAGGAAGCAUAGAGGAGAAAUGUUGGUCCUUUAUUGUACAUUGUCUAAUAAUCAUACUAUACAUAUGAAGACCUAGUCUCUCUGUUUUGGCUAUUGUAUUAGGGAAUUGAAAUUUGUUCGUCUUUGCUGAGUAGUUCUAUGUGGAACUCACCAUAUGAUUUGAUUGUCAAUAUCUAUGCAUACACAAUUUCCUGUUGGUGCAGGUGUUCAUGCA